AAGGGGCCGUUGCUGGGAGACAGGCGGGGAGGACUGCGCAUGUGUACUAAUUGCCAUGGGGAACGGGGUGCUGCUGAUCCGCAUGCGCCGAUUUCUCCUCGCUUGUCACGGGAGUGAGUGCGCCGCUGCUCUGCGUCUCCCACCCGGUUUCUGCACGCGCAUGCGUAGAUUCCAAAUCCUUCGCCAACCACCGCGCGCAUGAGCAGUCGCCUCCCCACCGUAGGUUUUUACGCAUGCGCAGCAGCCCACCCGCCCUCACUUUCGCCGGGUGCUGCGCAUGUGCGCGCGGCCCGGGGAAGCAGGAAGUGGGGUGGGCGGUUUGCGCAAGCUUCACGCGUCUCUAUGGGUGAAGUCUCGUGGUGCACCCUCAUCAUCCUGCCUGCUCCCCGUCCCUGGCCUCAGCCAUGAGCCAUGGCGUCCAGCUCAUUGCCUUCACCCGUGCCCGAGAGGAUUCAGACUUCUGGAAAGAUGGGCAGCUCCGGAAACAGGUUUCCUCCGCCCGGGAGCGCCGGGAGGACCCCGGAGCAGGCGAGGAAGCCCGCAGCUUCUAUGAGAGUCUCCUGGCUCCUGGGGGCAGCAGCGGCGGCGGCGACAGGAGCCCUCCACGGAAACGUAGGGCCCCUCGGAGGCGCCGUGAAGCUCCAGCUCCUCCCCCUGUGCCACCAGACCAGACGGAUGACCGCAAGGGCAACCUGUUGCUCAGAUCAGCCCAGGAGGGCAACCUGCGGGGCCUGCGGAGGCUGCUGGAGAAGGAAGGCUGCAACAUCAAUUACCGGGACGGUUUCUACUGGACAGCAGUGAUGUGUGCGGCCUACGCCGGGCAGGCAGAGGCUGUGCGGUACCUCCUGAGCCGGGGGGCCGCCUGGGUGGGGGUGUGCGAAGCACAGGGCCGGGAUGCCAUGGAUCUCGCUGAGGAAGCUGGCCACGAGAACGUGGUGGAGGUCUUGCGGGAGUGUGAGACAGCGCGGCCACCCACGAGGGAACCCAGGAGACCGCCGGCGGAGAGGAAGUUCUGUGCCGUGUGCCAGGCACACUACAGUGAGGACACCGUGGAACUCCACGAGCGCUCGACUGCCCACCUCUUCAACCGCCGCGACCCACUGCCCCCGACCCGCUACCACAUCCCAGAGACCAACGUCGGCUUCCAGCUCAUGGUCAAGGGUGGUUGGGACCGUGAGGCUGGGCUGGGGCCUGAGGGCUCUGGCCGUAGAUUUCCCGUUCAGACCAUCCUCAAAAGGGACCAGAAAGGCUUGGGCUUCCGGAGUGACCUCAAGCCGAAGGUCACACACUUCGAUGCCAAUGACCCCAGCUCCGUGGCCCAGCCCAGUGAGCCCAGGCCCAGGGCAGAGCGGGCAGUAACAGUCGGGAAACAGGAGGCGCGGCGCCGAGAGGCCAAGGAAAAGGCUUGGGAACGUGACCUCCGCAUGUACAUGAACCUUGACCUUUGAACUCUGCUGGUCUAUAGCCUCUCUAAGUCACUUGGCCAAUCAGCUUACCUAGGUGACACUCUUAUAUGAAUUUAGCCAACAGUGUCCCUUGUAGCCUCUGAACCAGUUGGAUUUUGAGUUGGGGUAUCUGCCCCACCUUUAACAUCCAGUGGCCAACCAGUAGCCACACUGGUUCUGCCUCUACAGCCAAUUAGGUCGACUGUCUGGAAAUCCUAACGUGAACUUUGAUCUGUCAUGUCUUGGAUGUUACCUAGAUUGUUAUUUGUAAUAAUAAUAUGAAAACAAUACAGUUUUUUAAACCGUUUCAGCCAAUUUAGCCUGGUGACCCUUCACCCAGUGAUGUCAUUUCAUUACUGCCCCAUUAACCUCGUUUGAAAUACUCAACCAGUUCAGUUUGGCGCGGGGUGGGAAAAUGUUGACCUUUAACCAGAGACCCACCAGAUUGGAUCUCUCUGGAGCACCACCACACAAACAGAAUCCAUAUUGACAAUCACUUGCCUUUCUAUGGGGUCCCACCAGCAACUCUGUAAGAGGGGCUAUACCCACUUCCCCACCACAUAUCAGGAUUGAGUCCUGGGGGAUCGAAGCCACCCACACCUAGCCUUGCAUGCUAGGCUUGGGCACCAGAUCCAGCACGCAGGGCCCAGGGCUUCCCAUGGGUCUGGAUCCGUGACUCUGAGCUACCACUUCCCUACCACCUGAUUUCUGGACCUGUGGGGAACCCCAUGGGCCAGAUCUAGCCCAUAGGCCCAAGGUUGAGCUCCCCUGGGCUAGUGGGUCUGUACUGCCAUCAGCUCGGCUCAGUGAAACUGCCCAGACCAAUGUAAAGUGAUGUAUGACAUGCAACAGAGGCACCCUACAUCACUACAGGAUGCCAAGUGUCACGGCCCUUGUAUUUAUAGCCUAGAGGCCCCUGUCCCAUCCCAAUUUGUAUCUCUCUGUCAAGAUGUCCCUUUCUAUUCAUCUAUUUGCCAAGUCCAGGGACCUGCAGCUCAUUCCUUGCCAGUGGCUCCCACACAGGGCUCAGGGGUCGGGCACUGGUCCCCCGUGAGGUUCGGGUGACCUGUUCUCUCUCCUUUGCUAGUGAAUUCUUUUUCCUCCUCCAUUUGUUCACCUCCUGUUUCUUGCUUUGAAUCACUGCAUCUUUUUUCAGUCCAUCCAGCAGUUCACGAAGCCUGCUACUCCCAUGAUCUUUUGCAGUGCCUUAGUUUGAUUGUAACUUAGCAUAACUACACCCCUAUCAUCACCAAAACUCUUACAAGUAUCUGACCCUUUUCCUUUCUUAGAAGCAUCAGCAGAGCUGCCUCGUUUCCUUUUGUGCUUCUUGCUGCCGUUCACUUCUCGCUUAGUUUGCAAGCCCUGACCACACAUCCUGGCUUUGCUCUAUUUAUUUAUUUUUUUCAACCAAGAUAAACAUAUGAGACCAUGUAGCUGCCUAACCACACGUGUGGCUAAAUGUAGCACCUGGCAGAUGCCGUGAAGCAUGUUGUGACCAAAGCAAUUCUUCCUGCGGUGUUGCUCAUCUCAGCUCUAAAGAGAGAAGCUGUGGAACGAGCUGUGGAACGAGAUUUGUGAUACUGUAUUUGCUUGCCUCCAGUAUGUAGCUUUCCCCACCAAAACUGGGGGCUAUGUAUUAAACAAACUAUUAUAUGUCAUCAUGUGCCAUGCCACCAGCA
This is a messenger RNA of Alligator sinensis (Chinese alligator), 3124 nucleotides long. It is a transcript of the gene GPANK1, whose product is annotated as G-patch domain and ankyrin repeats 1. The transcript is spliced from 3 exons. NCBI's taxonomy places the organism in Eukaryota, Metazoa, Chordata, Crocodylia, Alligatoridae. Gene Ontology annotation, molecular function: nucleic acid binding; protein binding. The coding region runs from base 405 to 1448 and encodes 347 amino acids. The record is from RefSeq and is a predicted model, not a curated record.